This is a messenger RNA of Cuscuta epithymum, 1379 nucleotides long. The record is from the annotation of a GenBank genome assembly. NCBI's taxonomy places the organism in Eukaryota, Viridiplantae, Streptophyta, Magnoliopsida, Solanales, Convolvulaceae.
CCACUAGUCAAGUGUCAAACCCGCUAAUUGAAUCCACAUGACCCGCUAUUCCCAAAUCGUCAAACACAAGCUCUAUAUAUAAUGUAUAUCCAAUAUUCCGCCACAUAUAGGAAGUAAAUUGAAUUUUGUCACAUAAGAAAAGAAAAUGAGGUUGGCCAUCAGAUUUUGCAUAUUCAUAUUAUUAUUCGUAAAUGCAUCCCACGCACAACAAUGUGGAAGCCAAGCCGGCGGAGCCGUAUGCGCCGCCGGGAAUUGUUGCAGCCAGUACGGCUAUUGCGGCAACACCGCGGAAUACUGUUCUCCGAGUUCCGGCUGCCAGAGCCAGUGUUGGUCGUCCGGAGCCGGAGCGCCUCCUCCGCCCGCUACUCCGACGCCCCCCAGUGCCGGCGGCGGCGAUAUUAGCGGCGUCAUCAGCCAGUCUGUUUUCGACGAGAUGCUGAAGUACAAAGACGAUUCCCGCUGCCACGCGCCAGGGUUUUAUACGUACGAUGCGUUCAUCGCCGCCGUGAAAUCUUACGGAGAAUUCGGGACGACCGGAGACUCGGACACGAUUAAGAGAGAAGUCGCCGCUUUCUUGGGCCAGACCUCCCACGAGACUACUGGUGGAUGGGAUACAGCACCGGAUGGUCGAUAUGCGUGGGGGUAUUGUUUUCUAAGAGAAAACACCUCAGAUUCCUACUGCAACGUCACUCAAGCCUGGUCUUGUGCUCCUGGCCAAAAGUACUUUGGGCGUGGUCCUAUUCAAAUCUCUUACAACUACAACUAUGGUCCAGCAGGACAGGCACUUGGCUAUGAUCUUAUAAGUAACCCUGACCUAGUCGCCACAGACUCGACCGUGUCCUUCAAGACAGCAUUGUGGUUCUGGAUGACACCUCAGGGUGCAAAGCCGUCUUGCCACGACGUGAUGACCGGUAAAUGGACACCGUCUGCCACUGACACAGCGGCCGGUCGUGUCCCGGGUUAUGGGCUGGUCACUAACAUCAUUAAUGGUGGGGUUGAGUGUGGUAGUGGCGGUGCGAAGGAUAAAGCCGAUGACCGCGUUGGAUUCUACAAACGCUAUUGCGACAUUUUCGGCAUAGCCUAUGGAGACAAUUUGGACUGCUCUGCUCAAACUCCAUACACUGCGACUCUUGCUUCCACCUGAAAAUAAAAACAUCUUGUGUACUCAAUCACAACAAAUAAAAUGAAAAAUUGUAUGCAACGACCUUCAAGACUGCAUAUGUUAUAUUAUGCGAGGGCCGCGUCUGAUAUACGAAUAAUUUCAUAACAAUAAUGUACAUGAAAACAAUGUGAAUUAUCAGUCUUGUGUGAUGAUAGUAUCUAAAGUUAUAAUACUCAUGUGAUAAACAUUGAAGUUUUGGUUGUGUCGCAUUAGCAAA